ACAUUUGAGCUUAUCGGUAGGUGACAGAUGACUUUGUAAGGAUUCAUUUAUUCAUUAGUUUUCACAUUGAAAGUCAUCUCCAUUUUAGUCUUCUAUAUUUAUUCAUGCCAAUUAAGGAAGUCACGUGGGGUUGGAAUGUGAACAGGAAGAGUUGCACCGUCUUUUGUCGCUUAACGCACUUGUUCGAAGCGCUGUAUGGGGACUCUGGGGAGACAAAUUCGUUGUGUAUAUGUCGGUGGCCGAUCGUAAAGUCAGGCAGAUCGUAAUGUUCCUGUGUGAUGUUUUGACGGUGGUCACAUUAAACCAAUAGAUAGGUGAAAAAAACCUUAACAUUCCUAUUGACAAUGAUGACUUUCUGAUGAAAUUCCUAAGGCCUUGCAAAUUUUAUGCAGAUAGUGCUCUAAAGAAGAUACAAGCAUUCUACAAAUUCCGCCAAGCGCAUGAAACCUACUGCCACGACCUGAUGCCGUCGGUGGUGCGAGCCGCCUUCGACCACUCUAUCAUAUCUAUUUUAGCGCCGCGCGACCAGCAUGGUCGGCGCAUCAUGUUCGUCGAAUCUGGCAAGGGCUGGGACCCUCGUGCGGUGCCUCUAUCCGAAGUGUUCCGCGGCGUGCAGUUGGGCCUGGAAGCGGCCAUGACGGAGCCGCGCACGCAGGUCUCUGGCGUCAUCGUUAUCAUGGACAUGCAGGGGCUGUCCCUUAGCCACGUGCUGCAGUUCACGCCCUCUUUCGCCAAGAUGGUCGUCGACUGGGUGCAGGACUGUACUCCAAUCCGAUUAAAAGCGGUGCACAUCGUGUACCAGCCGUACGUGUUCAAUAUGGUGUUCGCGCUGUUCAAGCCGUUCCUGCGCGAGAAGUUGCGCUCGCGCAUACACUUCCACGGCAACAACAUGAACUCCCUUAAGGCACACGUGGACGGCAAAGCGCUGCGUCCGCGCCACGGUGGUUCGCUGCCCGAGAUGGAGGUUACCGGUGAGCUGCUUUGGAAAAUGCUGUCACAUUACGAGGAUGGCUUUAAAGAGGCUAACUCCUAUGGCUAUGUGAAGAUCAAUGAAAAUCGCAAAUAAUAUACGUCAUAGGGUACUUAUUUACUUUUUAGUAAAUAUUCACAUAUCGUUAGUUAAUAGGAUAAAUAAGGAUGUGGGUCCACAAAUAAAAGUACCUAUGUUGUGUAUAUUUUCUGUAAAUGCGUCAUUCUCAGGGACUAGGGCAGGGAAUAGGGUGAAAUCAUUCAGAGUCGUUGGUCUCAUGAAAACAAUGUCGUUUGCCAGACAACCUCGUAGUUUGAUUCAUUGAGAACUAGAGAUGAACGAUCUAAAUGUGAUUGGUUGCACCCUUAAGUACGGCACAAGCUUACGUUUAAUGUAGGUAAACUAUGCUAAUUACAUAUGCUGUCGUUGUCAAAUGUUGUCAUACGUGCAUGUUAAGCUGGCUAUACACACAGUUUUGCCUGUACAUUUCAGCUGCACAGGUAACGUUGUUUAGGAAACUGUCGAAUGCCACAUACGCUCCUUUGCAGUUGGUAAAACUGCGCAGGCAUACCCUAGUGUGUAUGGCCAGCUUUACACAUACUUAGGGUGCAAGUUUCUGGCAAGAGUCGGAUAUAUUUCCAGUUCUGCUCUUUGUUGUACAAAAUAUAUGGUUAAAAGAAACAUACCUUUAUUAGGUUUAAUGGCAGGUGAUAUUAGGAUAAAACUUUAGGGAGAAUUACGGUAAUAUUAUAAAUAGGUAUAUUAUUUUUUCCAUAAUACAUUUUUAUAGAUAAACUGCCACAGCAAUGUGACAUUUACCAUACCUACAUUCCACAUGGAGGACUAAGUACCUACUACUUAGAAUAGCACUGUGUCAUGAGGUAUUAGGUUUGCUCACAGGAAAACGCAGUAUCAGACCAAAAAAAUGAUACAAGCUGCUAUUCUGUUGAUGUGACCUGAUUUUCACAAAUUAGCAACAUCUGAAGCGCUGGUGGCCUAGCGGUAAGAGCGUGCGACUUGCAAUCAGGCGGUCGCGGGUUCAAACCCGGCUCGUACCAAUGAGUUUUUCGGAACUUAUGUACGAAAUAUCAUUUGAUAUUUACCAGUCGCUUUUCGGUGAAGGAAAACAUCGUGAGGAAACCGGACUAAUCCCAACAAGGCCUAGUUUACCCUCUGGGUUGGAAGGUCAGAUGGCAGUCGCUUUCGUAAAAACUAGUGCCUACGCCAAAUCUUGGGAUUACUUGUCAAGCGGUCCCCAGGCUCCCAUGAGCCCUGGAAAAAUGCCGGGAAAACGCGAGGAAGAAGAAGAAGACAGAUUAGCAACAUCUGUUGUGUAGGUACUUACCUAUUAAUAUUAAUAGUUACCUCCAUGUUAUGUGAUCAUUUGGAAAGCUUGUGUUUUGUUUUAGUAUUUUGUUUUAAACAUAUGUACAUACUUAUUAAAAAUUCAAUAAAUUCAUAAUAAAACAAAUAGAAAAGGA
This is a messenger RNA of Cydia pomonella (codling moth), 2451 nucleotides long. Its product is annotated as alpha-tocopherol transfer protein-like. Gene Ontology annotation, cellular component: membrane. The transcript has 7 exons. The record is from RefSeq and is a predicted model, not a curated record. Gene Ontology annotation, molecular function: phosphatidylinositol bisphosphate binding. NCBI's taxonomy places the organism in Eukaryota, Metazoa, Arthropoda, Insecta, Lepidoptera, Tortricidae. The coding region runs from base 359 to 1066 and encodes 235 amino acids.